Molecule: messenger RNA, 4924 nt
Organism: Crotalus tigris (Tiger rattlesnake)
Lineage: Eukaryota; Metazoa; Chordata; Lepidosauria; Squamata; Viperidae
Product: zinc finger and SCAN domain-containing protein 2-like
Exons: 4
Coding region: 1404-4874 (1156 amino acids)
Biological process (GO): regulation of transcription by RNA polymerase II
Cellular component (GO): nucleus
Molecular function (GO): RNA polymerase II cis-regulatory region sequence-specific DNA binding; DNA-binding transcription activator activity, RNA polymerase II-specific
Source: RefSeq, a predicted model, not a curated record
ACUGCGUUGUUUGGCAACCCCCGUGAAAUGGUCGUUCGACCCCAAAUGGGGUCCCGACCCACAGGUGGGGAACCACUGCCUUAGGUAAUCUCGUUCUUCCUUUUUUUCCUAUUUUACUACUUUUGUAAUCUAAUUUUUCAUUCACAAUCGCAUUAAAGCCUCCUACUAAACAACUAUUUUGAUAUUCCAUUUCCAAUAUUCUCCUGUGUUUAUUGUUUGGUGCAUAUAUUGCUACUAUCAACAUCUUUUUUUGAUUUAUCGUCAUUUCCACCCUCAGAAUUUUUCCUUCUUCCUUCAAGGUCCCUUCCAACUCUGUUAUUCUGUUAUCCAUCAGUUAAAGCCACCACAUCUCUAAAAUUAGCUCAAAAGCUUUGACUGUAAACUAUUUUGGGACAAUUUUCCAGCUUGAAAGACAUAGAUUUUCUCCAUAUAUAUUUUUGUAGGAGUGUGUAUCUCUAUGUGUAUUUCUCUCUGCAUGCAUAUAUCUGGAUAUAUUUGAUGAUAACCUUUUGUGUUCCUAAGGAUUUGUGAUUGACUGAAGUCAACAAGAAAUUUUACCCAAAUCAACAACUGAAUUUGAUUGAAUGGAUAUUUGAACAUGGAUGUAUUCCAUGUAUCAGAUGAAUCAUAAACAAUAAAAGAGGAUGGGAAGAUGAACCCUCAGGACAGCUAAGAAUAACAAGCAACAUUGAAAAGGAAAGCAAAUUGAGCCAGAAAUCAAAAUAUUUUCCAUUUCCUUCAGAAAACCACACAAUUCUCCCACUCCUCCAGCAGCUCUUAGGAAAAAAGAGAGAAAAUCAAGAAAGAUUUUAAACUGGAAUAAGUAGAUUAUUCAGAACUCAAGGAUACAUUACAUGAAAAGUGAAGGGGGAUUAUUUUUAAUUCAGUAAAAGAGGGAAAUAUCUGGAAGUCAGUUGGAGGAAAAGGUGAGUAGGAAAGUCACGUAGAGCAGAGAGCCAUGCAGGCCUUGCCCUGUGAGGGAGAAAACGGCUUGAAAGAAAGUACCACUAAACAAGGGAUUGUCUGUAUUUUUUACUUCCUCAAGAAUACCAGCUGUGGAAAAGCUCCGUACUUGUGUCUAUUAUUAGAAAAGCACGGAUUCCAAAUCACAACUGAUUAUGCACAAGAGGACCCACACAAGAGAAAAGCCAUAAAAGCACUCCUAGUGCAGUAAAUGCUUUAGUGAGCAUGGCAACGUGGUGAUACAUCAGAGGAUUCACAACAGGGAGAAAACCUAGAAUUGUACUGAUUGUGUGAAAGUUUCAUUAGAAAUUCCCAUGUCAUGAGAUACCAGAGGACUCACACACGAGAGAAAUCCUUUGAAUGUCUUGAUUGACGGAAAGGUUUCAGUCACAAGUCCAACCUUGUGAGACACCAGAGGAUUCAUACAGGAGAGAAACCAUAUGUGUCCACUUUGUGGGGAAGGCUUUAUUGCAAAUUCUGUCCUGAUAAAACACCAGAGGACUCACAUAGGAGAGAAACCCUUUGAAUGUCCUAUCUGUGGGAAACGUUUCAGUCACAUGUCCAACCUGGUGAUACACCAGAGGAUUCACACUGGAGAGAAACCCUUUGAAUGUCCUGAUUGUGGGAAACGUUUCAGUAGCUAUUCCAACCUGGUGACACACCAGAGGACUCACACAGGAGAGAAACCCUUUCAAUGUCCUGAAUGUAGGAAAAGUUUCAGUUGUAAUUACCACCUGGUGAGACACCAGAGGACUCACACAGGAGAGAAACCUUUUGAAGGUCCUGAUUGUGGGAAAAGUUUCAGUCAGAAUUCCAGCCUUGUGAAACACCAGAUGACUCACACAGGAGAGAAACCCUUUGAAUGUGUUAUCUGUGGGAAUAGUUUCAGUCGCAAGUCCAACCUGGUGAUACACCAGAGAACUCAUACAGGAGAGAAACCUUUUGAAUGUCCUGAUUGUGGGAAACGUUUCAGUCACAGUUCCAGCCUGGUGAUACACCAGAGGACUCAUACAGGAGAGAAACCCUUUGAAUGUCCUGAUUGUGGGAAAGGUUUCAGUUUCAGAUCCAACCUUGUGAAACACCAGAGGACUCAUACAGGAGAGAAACCCUUUGAAUGUCCUGAUUGUGGGAAAGGUUUCAGUUUCAAAUCCAACCUUGUGGAACACCAGAGGGCUCACACAGGAGAGAAACCCUUUGAAUGUCCUAUCUGUGGGAAAAGUUUCAGUUACAAUUCCUACCUGCUGAGACACCAGAGGACUCACACAGGAGAGAAAUGCUUUGAAUGUUCUAUCUGUGGGAAAAGUUUCAGUUGCAGUUCCGACCUCGUGAGACACCAGAGGACUCACACAGGAGAGAAACCCUUUGAAUGUCCUGAUUGUGGGAAAGGUUUCAGUUUCAAAUCCAACCUUGUGGAACACCAGAGGGCUCACACAGGAGAGAAACCCUUUGAAUGUCCUAUCUGUGGGAAAAGUUUCAGUUGCAAUUCCCAGCUGGUGAGACACCAGAGGACUCACACAGGAGAGAAACCCUUUGAAUGUCCUGAUUGUGGGAAAGGUUUCAGUUGCAAUUCCCAGCUGGUGAAACACCAGAGGACUCAUACAGGAGAGAAACCCUUUGAAUGUCCUGAUUGUGGGAAAUGUUUCAGUAGCUAUUCCAACCUGGUGACACACCAGAGGACUCACACAGGAGAGAAACCCUUUGAAUGUCCUGAUUGUGGGAAAAGUUUCAGUCAGCAUUCCAGUCUGGUAAUACACCAGGGGACUCACACAGGAGAGAAACCCUUUAAAUGUCCUGAUUGUGGGAAAAGCUUCAAUCACAAGUCCAACCUGGUGACACACCAGAGGACUCACACAGGAGAAAAACCCUUUGAAUGUCCUGAUUGUAGGAAAAGUUUCAGUUGCUCCUCCACCCUUGUGACACACCAGAGGACUCACACAGGAGAGAAACCCUUUGAAUGUCCUGAUUGUGGGAAAAGUUUCAGUUUCAAUUCCCUCCUGGUGACACACCAAAGGACUCACACAGGAGAGAAACCCUUUGAAUGUCUUAUCUGUGGAAAACAUUUCAGUAACAAUUCCAACCUGGUGACACACCAGAGGACUCACACAGGAGAGAAACCCUUUGAAUGUCCUGAUUGUGGGAGAAGUUUCAGUCAUAAUUCCAGCCUUGUGACACACCAGAGGACUCACACAGGAGAGAAACCCUUUGAAUGUCCUGAAUGUAGGAAAAGUUUCAGUCGUAAUUACCACCUGGUGAGACACCAGAGGACUCACACAGGGGAGAAAUCUUUCAAAUGUCCUAUCUGUGGACGAGGUUUGUGUGCAAAGUGGCUUUUCCUUGUGAAACACCAGAGGACUCACACAGGAGAGAAACCCUUUGAAUGUCCUGAUUGUGGGAAAAGUUUCAGUCAGAAUUCCAGCCUUGUGAAACACCAGAUGACUCACACAGGAGAGAAACCCUUUGAAUGUGUUAUCUGUGGGAAUAGUUUCAGUCGCAAGUCCAACCUGGUGAUACACCAGAGGACUCAUACAGGAGAGAAACCUUUUGAAUGUCCUGAUUGUGGGAAACGUUUCAGUCAGAAUUCCAGCCUGGUGAUACACCAGAGGACUCAUACAGGAGAGAAACCUUUUGAAUGUCCUGAUUGUGGGAAAAGUUUCAGUCACAAAUGCAGCCUGGUGAUACACCAGAGGACUCACACAGGAGAGAAACCCUUCAAAUGUCCUGAUUGUGGGAAAAGUUUCAGUUAUAAUUCCAGCCUUGUGAUACACCAGAGGACUCACACACGAGAGAAACCCUUUGAAUGUCCUGAUUGUGGGGAAAGUUUCAGUCACAAUUCCAGCCUUGUGAAACACCAAAGGACUCACACAGGAGAGAAACCCUUUAAAUGUCCUGAUUGUGGGGAAAGUUUCAGUCACAAUUCCAGCCUUGUGAAACACCAAAGGACUUCCACAGGAGGGAAACUCUUUGAAUGUCCUGAUUGUGGGAAAAGUUUCAAUCAGAAUUACAACCUUGUGAAACACCAAAGGACUCACACAGGAGAGAAACCCUUUGAAUGUGCUAUCUGUGGGAAUAGUUUCAGUCACAAGUACAACCUGGUGAUACACCAGAGGACUCACACAGGAGAGAAACUUUUUGAAUGUCCUGAUUGUGGGAAUAGUUUCAGUCGCAAGUUCCACCUGGUGAGACAUCAGAGUAUUCACACAGGAGAGAAACCCUUUGAAUGUCCUGAUUGUGGGAAAAGUUUCAGUCACAAAUCCAGCCUGGUGAUACACCAGAGGACUCACACAGGAGAGAAACCGUAUGAAUGUCUUGAUUGUGGGGAAAGUUUCAGUCUGAAUUCCAGCCUUUUGAAACACCAAAGGACUCACACAGGAGAGAAACCGUAUGAAUGUCCUAUUUGUGGGAAAGAUUUCAGUGAGAAUUCCAGCCUUGUGAGACACCAGAGGAUUCACACAGGAGAGAAACCCUUUGAAUGUCCUGAUUGUGGGAAAAGUUUCAAUCAGAAUUCCAGCCUUGUGAUACAUCAGAGCGCUCACACAGGAGAGAAACCAUAUGAAUGUCCUGAUUGUGGGAAAAGUUUCAGUGAGAAUUCCAACCUUGUGAGACACCAGAGGAUUCACACAGGAGAGAAACCCUUUGAAUGUCCAGAUUGUGGGAAAAGAUUCAGUCACAAUUCCAGCCUUGUGAAGCACCAGAGGACUCACAGAGGAGAGAAACUCGUUAAAUCUCCUGAUUGUGGGAAAGGUUUCAGUGAGAAUUCCAGCCUUGUGAAUCACCAGAGGACUCACACAGGAGAAAAACCCUUUGUCCUGAUUGUGGGAAAUAUUUCACUGAUAAAUCCAGUGUUGCUAUGGACGUUAGGUGAAGGGAAUUCGCUCAGAGUUGCCUCAAACAGUGAGAUGGGCAGUGAUUAAGUUUAAUAAUGAAUGAAUUUAAUAAUAAAAAGAUAAUGUAAAGCUCAUUA